UGCACUACGCUCUGCUUUUGCAUGUACUUUGCCUUCACAGUCUUUUAUUUUUCUAUUUUCCUUUCCUCGCCGCCGCCAGCCAGGACAGGCCGUGCCGCGGUUGUAGGAAUCAGCUCGCAAUUGUAAAAUAACUCGCAGAGAGAGGUUUAACUUGCUUACUUGUUCCAUGUAUCGCUCACCGCUAUCGCUUACGUGUCCUGUGUAGGCUCCAAUAUGCGGCACAAACAUCAGAGCAACACUCUUAAUCCAGAGAAGGCUUUAUAACAAACGAAUAGGGCAGAUUUUAGAAAGGAUUACCCCACGUUGAUGGUCACUCUAUUUUUGCUUUUUUGGUCUGUUGAUGUGGUGGGUGGGUGUCUUGCAAGUAAUAUCAACCAUUGUAAAGAUGACAGGUGGACAGAGAGAGGAAAGUAAGGUAAAUUAAUAUGGGUUCCGGCAUCACAGCGAGUUAUUUCCGCGGGGAGGUAUUUCUCGCCACACCGCCGCCGAUCGAAGCAUCAACACAGCCACGGCGGCGGGAUGGCAGCGCGGGGUCGGGUGGGUUGACUUGCCGAGUGCCCCGCCUCCUGCCUUUCCAAACCCACACUCAGCUCGGGUUCAUAUAGUGCCACAGGUGCCAACUGACAAACACAGUGCCACAAACCGAGAUAUUCAACGACUAGGCAGUGAUACACUCCCUCCUAAUGCUUUCACUGCUAUCGGGAAAGGGAGCAGCCUUGAUAUUUGACGAUUGGGGUUACUUGGCAGCGUGAAAGUGGAGCAGUGACAUGUCGUGGUGCUCCAGUGAUGGGCCACAGACCAGUUAUCUAUGCAGGAGGAGUAUACGUUCCCCCGUGGAGCUGUAACAGAAGCCAUCAAGUCUGAGGACAAGCUCAGCACAGAAACAACCAUGCGCUGGCACAAGAAGUUCAAGGUUCUCCGCUGCUACAUCCUCAUCUUGGGCUGGCUUGGCAUAAUACUCCUCUUCUUGUCAUACUGGAGGGUUGAAACAGAUCCGUCACACCCCCCAGCACCCCUCAAGGUCACUGGGGGAGGAAUGCCGGCACCCAGCCUUCUGCAGCAGGAAAAGCCACGUGCCAAGAAGCUACGCCACCUUUGUAACCCACCAGAUCGUAUACAGAGGAACCAGGAGGGUGUGUUACCAUCACAGUAUCAGCUAAGUGGAGUCAUGAUCUUGCUGCGUCAUGGGGAUCGUGGACCGUUAGUACAUGUAAGAAAUUUGUCCAGCAUCAACUGUGGCCAUCACAGCUAUGGCACCCCCACCUACAAAAAGUAUGUUGGGGACAUUCUCAAUGUGUCGCGCACUAACACUUACGUUAACUUUGUUGGGCCGUUUGUAAGGUUUCCCUUGCUGCCACUUCCAUCUCGCUGUGGCCUGGGGCACCUCACACCUCAAGGUGUGUUACAGCACCUACAGCUGGGCAAAGUGCUAAAACAGGUGUACCUCACAGAGUUCAACCUGCUCAGUAAUCACUGGGAGCUGGACGACAUCAUAGUGUACUGUACUAAGUACCGACGUACCUUCCAGAGUGUCUUGGCCUUCCUUUACUCCUUCAUCCCAGAUUUUGACAUUUCUAAAGUGCGCCUACAGGAGGGCCGUGGUGUUAGCUUUUGUGGGGAUGACUGUCACUGUGAACAGUCUGAUCGCUAUGACCAAAAGUAUGAGCAGGAACGUCGAGACUAUCGUAGGUCCCACCCAGGCAUUGUGGACCUGGUGCAUCGUGUCAACCCACUGGUGAGGGAGGGGGAGGACAUAACCAGCCCUUUGGUAAUGCGUGAUGCCUUGUUGUCCUAUGUUUGUCAUGGAGCUCCACUUCCCUGCCUUGGUGGUCGCUGUGUUAGGGUUGAAGAUGUCACAGGCCUAGUAUCCUAUGAGGAGUGGGAAGGCCGACAGAAGCGUACCUCCGCCCAGCGUAAAGCAGCCAAACUAAGAGUAUAUGGGUUGAUGAAAAGCAUUUCUUCAUCCUUAAAUGACAUGAUGAGGGAAGACCGGCCCCGUGUAGUGGUGUACUCUGGCCAUGACCGUACCCUUAAGUACCUGCUGGAUACUCUUGGCAUACCAAACUACCAGCUGCCCCACUAUGCCUCCAGACUGGUGCUGGAGCUGUACCAGAACACCACAGCCACUCACAAUCCAGGGUACCAGGCAGCAUAUUACUUCAGGCUAGUGUAUAAUGGCAAAGACAUCACCAAAUUUAUUCCUUUCUGUGAGAGUGUGACCAUAAGACAACUUAAAUCAGGUAGUGUGAAGCGUGGUGCCAUCAGCUUGUGUGCUGUAGAGAAGUUGUUAGGUUACCUCAGGCCAGAAUUGUAUUUCAAGGAGUUUAAUGCAGCCUCCUUCAGGGAAGCCUGCCAGAAGUGAGUCAGCCAGUAACUCUACAAGGAAUAACAGAACUCGUAGGCAAGCCUUCUCAUGGCCCUUUUGUUCCCAAGUAAUACUCUUGGAGCCUAAUUGAAGCACCUGAACCUGCCUCAAUAGCUGUCAGGGAGCUGUCAAGUCCCAAAUAAUUUCUAGUCUUGAUAAUCAGUCAUCUCCUUUUUAUUAUGACUAUUUUUGUAUAAUUCAUCAUAUCAGUAUUAACUAAAAGAAGUGUCCUAGUCAAUAAUUUUGUAUGUAGUAGUUGUAAUAGAUUUUUAUGCAUUUUGUAAUAAAUUAUUUUAUAUAUUUUAAUAUGAGUGCAAUAAGACUUUAUUUUUAAUUGGUAUUUUGUUGUAUUCUCAAAGAAAUUGUAGAUACAGUACGUCUUUUAUCCAAAUCUCAAUCACUGAAGUAUUGCAGCAGCUGUGUGAAUAUUCGCUGUGACAAAAGUGGGUCACUCCUCUGACAUUUAAUUAUGCUUCCUUUCCAAUUGAUGAAAAUUGUUGACACAAGGUCUGACUCAUGGUAGGAAAGUUGGUAUUCAACUGGUUAUCCAUCCAGGGUGCUCUCCUUCCAAAAUACUAUAAUUAACAAGGCUUCAUGCAGGACUAAGACUUGUCAAAAGGUUAACAAUCUUUUUUAUUAAGCCAAGAGAAAUUCUUUAGUUGCCAUGAAUUUUGCAUUCUUUUUCUAAAUUGUUCCCCCUCCAACUCAUUAUUUUGCCAGGUGUCGCAGAUGGUUCAGUGUCAUGUUGUUGAGUGCCUUUAUGUGGUGUAGGAUCAGAGGGUAUGGAGAUAAAACAAGCAUCAUUGAGUUUGUUAAUUCCCCUCAACUUAACCAUAUUAUAUUUUCCCAGCAGCAGGUGGAUCCUCAUUAUAGUGUUUAGAUUCUUUGAUAAAAGAUGUAUUGUAUGGAAUUUGCACAACAGUGUUGUGAUUCUCACAGUGAAAGUCUCUUUUCAGCAUGAUGUGCCAUGAAAUGUUUCUCACUUUCCUGAAGCUGGCAAAGGCUCAAACAUUUAACUUUUCCUUAUUUACAAGUUAUGAGAGUUUCUUGUUUUCUGACUUCAUGUACUAGAGAAUAUUCAAAGGUACCUAGCCAUAACUUAGUGUUGUGGUACAGUGUGUGUAACAUCCUAGCAACUGUGAAGUAGGCAGAUAUUCAGUUUAAUUUGAAUUUGAUUAUUCAGUAUGAAGUGGAUAGGUACUCGUUUCCAACUCCUCUUAAUGGUGAACCCCAAUGAGAGAUUUACUUGUAUAAAUCAUUGUCUAUUGCAUCCUCAUAUUCCU
This is a messenger RNA of Eriocheir sinensis (Chinese mitten crab), 3648 nucleotides long. RefSeq names its product 2-phosphoxylose phosphatase 1-like. Bases 809 to 2362 code for a protein of 517 amino acids. NCBI's taxonomy places the organism in Eukaryota, Metazoa, Arthropoda, Malacostraca, Decapoda, Varunidae. The record is from RefSeq and is a predicted model, not a curated record. Gene Ontology annotation, biological process: dephosphorylation. Gene Ontology annotation, molecular function: phosphatase activity. The transcript is spliced from 4 exons.